AUGACGAUAAAUAAGGCUCAAGGCCAGACGCUCGACUCAGUUGGUGUUUAUUUGAGAGAACCGGUUUUCUCGCACGGCCAACUUUAUGUUGCUCUGUCGCGUGCAAAAACCUCGCAUUCUGUAAAGAUGCUGAUUAAACUGCUGUUUGCCAACGACCAGCGGACAUAUGCCUGGCUGUGGAUCUUCGGAGGUCAUGUGUGGCAAAGGAUUUCUUCAUGUGUCUCUACGGUAGCGCCUGCGUUGGGUGGAAAAGAUUACAAUAUUGUGGAGUUUUUAUUCCUCUUUGGUUUUCGUGUUGGCGCAUUGGUGUGGCCCGCUUGUGCUGAGAUUGGCAGAAAAGGUGAUGUGACUGACUCAAUCACUGGUACACUUUGGGGUUUGGCCACGCGAUUUCAGACUGGAAGUGGGGUCGGUGGAAAAAAGGCAGGAAUGAAGAACACCAUGCAAAUUGCGCAGGUUGACGAGAAUGUGAAAGGCUGGACAGUUUUGAUUCAAGUUGUUGAGCGCAGCAACAUAUUUGUUAGUCAAAAGGAUCAAUCCAUUUCUUACCGUCGAUUUAAGUUUGCGGACUCUGAGGGCACGCAAGUUGGGGCAGUAGCGUAUAACAGUAAUAUUAGGGAAUCCUCGCCUAUGCUGCAGCUCUAUAAGAGGUACUAUAUUUCGGGGGCUGCAUUAAAGAGGGCAGACCCGAAAUACAUGGUUGGCUCUUAUCCGUUCACAUGGACAAUCACCAACCGCACUUUGAUUCAACCUUGUGAGGAUAAGCUGCCUGAGAAACUAGACUGUCACAUUGACUGUGAGAAGUUUGGUAAUUUGCAUAGAUUUGUGGACACCGAAGAUCUGCAGAAUGUUCAGGGCGUCGUGGCACAUGUUUUUCAGAUGAAAGAUGUUGGAGUGGACGCGGUGAACAGAGACAUUGUGUUGAUCAAUGAAGAGCUGGUUCCAAUGAUACUUACUCUGUGGAAUGCCUUUGGUGAGAUCGAAGGGUCACAACUAGCUGAAACCAUCAACACUGGAAAUGUUGUUGUGGCUAUGCGAGUGAAAGUCACUACGUUCCAUGGUCUUUCAUUGUCUACUAGAACCGCAAGCUCUAUUCUCAUCAAUCCACCAACGCCUGAUGCCGCUGCUCUCAAACAAUGGUACUUGCAAAACAAGGCAGCUGUGUCGGACCUCAUUGCAGCUGAGGCGUACAGCAACCCUGCAAUUUUGCUCCCCCCGCCAGAAUCUGAGGACAUCAAGACCAUUGCCACAUUUCUAAGCCCCGAGAACAGGGUUCACACUGCAUGGGUUCAAGGAUCAGUUGCUAUGGAUAAUGUAGGGCACCCACUGUGGUUUGGCGCAUGCAUGCUUUGUCUGAAAAAAUUUGACCUCCCCGUGACCUCAGACAUAAGGUGCAGCUCUUGCAACAAGGACAACCAGAUAGUAGCGAGGGCUAGGAUUCCAAUAACCAUUGAAGAUGUGAGUGGCACAAUUGCAGCUGUGGUCUAUGGCGAAGACGGUGAAAAGCUCAUCAACCACACUGCUGCGCAGCUUGAGGAUGCAGACGCACAGGGUAUGGAUUUGUUGGAGAAGUUGCGGGCCGAGAUGAAGGGCACUCAUGGCGUAGCUUUUGUGCGCUCUUAUCAGGCAAAUGGCACAGCCUACACUGUCGUGAAGCUAUACGUGGACACUGAAUUGCCAGGCUACAUACUUCCAGUUUCAGAUGAGUGCAUAACUCAGGAAUCACCACUUAGGACUGAGGCUGAAGAAGAAACAAACGUACAGGCGCCGAGUCUUAAGGCGCACAUUGAGGCAAUACCUUGUGGAACUAUGGGCACACGCGCUGAUCUUUCAUGUAACUUGCUCGUUGGGCAUGAAGUCGACUUCGAAACUGAUGAGAGUGGCGUGAAGUCUGUUGGUAAUCUGCAGGACACCGAGUGCACCGGCGCCUAUCCCACCAAAAAAAUUGUGACCGAGCAGAAGGCAGUGAGUGGCCCAACGAAGAGGGCACACACAAAGAAGUGA
Molecule: messenger RNA, 2004 nt
Organism: Striga hermonthica
Lineage: Eukaryota; Viridiplantae; Streptophyta; Magnoliopsida; Lamiales; Orobanchaceae
Source: the annotation of a GenBank genome assembly